Helianthus annuus (common sunflower) is the source of this 2631-nucleotide messenger RNA. RefSeq names its product protein FAR1-RELATED SEQUENCE 5-like. Gene Ontology annotation, biological process: regulation of DNA-templated transcription. The record is from RefSeq and is a predicted model, not a curated record. The coding region runs from base 1 to 2631 and encodes 876 amino acids. NCBI's taxonomy places the organism in Eukaryota, Viridiplantae, Streptophyta, Magnoliopsida, Asterales, Asteraceae. Gene Ontology annotation, molecular function: zinc ion binding. The transcript is spliced from 7 exons.
AUGGAGACAAAUCCACCAACAUUGGAGUUAAUGUCGCCGAUCCAUAGUUUCCCCAACAGGUUCCUUAGCAGUGACUGCCAUAAUGAUGAGGAAUUAAAUGUUCAAGCUUCUGGAUAUACUUACAUGGAAGUUGAUGGUUCUCGAUCAUCUGUAGUGCCCUUGAGAUCACCGGAUUUUCUGAUCUCCAACAACUUCAUGAACAGCGGUUUCCAUACUGACGAGGUUAUGGUUAAUGAUCAAGCAUCCCAAGAUUCUGGCUACGCUAACAUGCCGGGUGCUGGUUCUGGAUCACCUCAGGGCCCUUCUGUGUUUUCUAAAUCAUCUCGCACCCAUUUAGAUGGGCCAGCGCAUCCACACUUCGUUUUUGAUACGCCUCAGGGAACCCGUUACUGGAUUCCUAACGUCGCUGAUAAGUUCAUACCAGUGUGUGGGAAAUCUUAUCCGACAUUUGAUGUUGUUGUUUCCAUGUAUGAACUUUAUGCGUUUGAAGCUGUUUUUUCUGUUAAAAAGGGCCAAACUAAAGUCUGGAAUGGAAUUCCCACACACAAGUAUCUUCGCUGCUCAAAAUACGGGAAACCACAAUCCAAGAGGACUUUUGACACACUAGAUGAAUCUUCUGUUAGGCCUAGGAGAACCAACUUUACAUGGUGUGACUGUAAGGCAAGCAUUCUAGUCUCAAUCUUAAAUGAUACAUACAUAGUUCUGAGUUUCAAUGAUAUACAUAAUCAUGAACUUGUUGAGAAUUACAACCGUGAUCUUAGCAAGAUAUCACGGAAGCUGUCAUUCUCCACCAAACAAUUCAUUCACAAUAUGAGUCUAAACCGUAUCGGACCCAUGAGAGCUUAUAGAUGUCUUGUAGCUUUAAAAGGGGGGCAUCACAAUGUCGACGGGACUCCGGUGGAUUUUAAAAAUUUUAGCCACCAGUUGCGAAUUUUUAUUGGUGAACGCGACACACAAGUUUUCCUUGAACGCUUGCGUGAGCGCUUUGACAACCUACCCAACUUCUAUUUCGAUUACACGGUAUCGAAUGGAAAGUUGUCUUCUGUAUUCUGGGCUGAUGAGAUUUCAAAGCUAAACUACAAAGCUUUUGGCGAUGUCCUCGCCUUCGACGCGACUUACAGCACUAACAGGUACAAGAUGGUUUUUGUGCCAUUCACAGGUGUGGAUCAUCAUUUCCAAUGUGUUACAUUUGGUGCGGGUUUGAUAUCAACCGAGUCCAUUGAAUCUUAUGUGUGGUUGCUUAAGGCUUUUUUGAAGGCACACGGUACUCAACCAACUCUCGUGUUGAGUGAUCAAGACCCAUCCAUGCUUCAAGCUGUUCCUAUGGUCUUUACCGAAUCACGCCACCGUCUAUGCAUGUGGCAUAUAAUGAAAAAACUACCCUCCAAGAUCUCCGCGGACCUUCUUGACAACACUAAUGUUCGGUCCUGCAUUCACCGGUUGGUUUGGAAUGUUUAUAUCAAACCAGAAACGUUUGAGUCCCGCUGGAAUGACCUCCUAGAAACAUUUGGCCUUCAAGACCACACUUGGUUGAACGACAUGUACAACAUCAAACAUCUUUGGGUACCAGCCUACUUCAGGGAACUGCCAAUGUGUUGCUUGAUGAAGACCACUUCACGCUGUGAAAGCUCUAACGCUGCCUUCAAGGUCAACUCAACAAGCGCAAACACCCUUGUACAAUUUAUGAUGUGCUUUGAAAAUAGGGUAGUCAGCCAAUGCUAUCGGCAACGUGUAUCGGAGUAUAAAACCUCAUCCACGGUGUUCAAGGGCAAUACUGAUUUAGCGAUAGAACAGCACGCGUUCGCCAUUUACACAAACGCUGUUUUUGCACAAGUUCAAAAGGAGAUAAUUAAAGGGAAGUUUUUAUGCUACAUCACAAACCAAACCGAGUCCAGCAAUACCACUCUUUUGAUAGACGUCACUCAUUUGGACAAAAGGAACAACAUCACAAACGUCUAUCAGGUUACAUAUAACACUGUAGACCACUCCGCCAGUUGCUCAUGCAGGAAUUUCACACGUAUCGGAUAUCUCUGUCGCCAUGUCUUUUGCGUCUAUCGAUUGAAAAAUAUUGCAAAGAUACCACCACAAUACAUAAACGAUAGGUGGUGCCGAGAUGCCCUCCCAAAAGAGGUUUUUUCACUUUCCAGCCGAUACGGAGUCAACCCACACGCACCUUCCGUUAUGCGGAAUGAAAUCCUCGACCUCGUUACUGAAUGCGUUGAUGUGGCUAGAACCGAUGAGGAUUUGUUGUCAAAAUUGGUUGCACAACUCCGGGAUUUCAAGAUCAAUGUGCUUUCCAAGCAACCAUUGGGUACAAUUCAAAAUGAAACAAAAGAGUGUGAAAUGGAAGAAUUAGUUGGGCAACCAAUCAACAUUCCAGUCGAAGUUGCUAAUCCAGAUGUUGUACGCAAUAAGGGAUGUGGUACACAUACUCGCAUUUCUGGACCCGGUGAGAAGGCAAAGGCAAAACCAGCAAAACGUCCAAAGCAGCUUCGUUUAUGCAAGCGUUGUGGUCUGUAUGUCGACGACCACGACUCACGCAACUGCAUUAAGGUAGCCGCAAUGAAAGCAACAAAAGCAGCUGCUGAACAACAAAGGCAGACCGCCCCUGGUCCCUCUACCUCUGAUUAA